Daldinia decipiens is the source of this 1255-nucleotide messenger RNA. RefSeq lists its product as uncharacterized. The transcript is spliced from 3 exons. Lineage: Eukaryota; Fungi; Ascomycota; Sordariomycetes; Xylariales; Hypoxylaceae. The record is from RefSeq and is a predicted model, not a curated record. Bases 45 to 1205 code for a protein of 386 amino acids.
UAAAGAUCGCCGCCAACGGCUUGCAGCUAGUUCUUUCGGCUGCCAUGGACGUGCACGAACAGGGAGAAGAUAUUAUACAGCAAUUAGAAGCGCUGAAUGACUAUGGGCCAUUUCUCGAGAACCUCCGCGAACUCGAUAACAGUUCUCAACUAGUAGAACGAGCAUGCGAAUUCUUAAUAGAGGCUACCAACUUCCUAAAUGCGAGCCUAGAGCAUUUAGACAAACCAGCAUUUCGUAGGGCAGCCAGCGAGUCAUGGGUUAUGAGUAAGGAAUCAUUUGAAGGUGCUCGCAAGAGGUUAGACGAGCAAGUUGAAAGAGACGUGCAAAUCAACCUCUUCAAAUGGAUCAAGCAGAACAAAGUUGAUAGGAUUCUGUCCUCCAUAUCAGUGGAUGCAUCCUAUAGAGAGAAGCAGCAACAAUAUUCAGCCAGGCGAAUGCCUAAUAUAGGGCAAUGGGUAUUAAACAAUGACAACUUUAGGGAGUGGGAAAGGAAACGGCCAACUGACAACGCCAAAGUCUUGUGUUGUACUGGAUUGCCCGGGGCUGGAAAGACAUUUAUUGCGUCUCAAAUUGUAACACAUCUCGAAGAAAAAAGAUUUAGACAUGCUUUCCAAAACCCCGAGGGUAAAAUUGGCAUUGCAUAUAUAUACUGUAGCAUCGCAGAUGAAGGCCAACAGACCGCAAUAGGGUUUAUAUCAAGCAUUGCAAGACAACUGACAGAACUCCCAUUUCCUCGACCUAAUCCACUUAUGGGGGAUGCUGAGUCUUUCUACAAUAGCUAUUCUUACCAAGGGAGAAUCCCAGGGCUGUCCGAAUACAAGUCACUCAUCCGAGAUCUUCUCCACCGUUUGGAUCAUACUUUUAUUGUGGUUGAUGCCCUAGACGAAUGUACCGAAUACGAUGAGAAUCACAUGAGCGUACGCGAUACGUUUGUGAAGACACUACUCUCCUUUGAUGUACACCUACUAUUCACAUCACGGCACGUCGGUGCAGUUGACAGUUUAAAGGAGGACGCAGUACGGUUAGGGGCUUAUUUCAAAGCAAUGGAGAUAUCCCCCUUACCAGAUGACGUGAAGAGUUAUAUUGACUGGAGAAUAAAUGAUGAGCAACACGGGAGCACUCAUUUACAAAGGUGGAUAGAAAAUGGCAAUCUUUCUAGAGACGAGAUCAUCAAUGGAAUUCUCGACAAAUACUCCGGCAUGUAAGUCUUAAAAUCUGGCUGAUCUAUAUUUUUAUACCGGCUGAGCUAAUUAUC